Syngnathus typhle (broad-nosed pipefish) is the source of this 664-nucleotide messenger RNA. RefSeq names its product ADP-ribosylation factor-like 6 interacting protein 6 (gene arl6ip6). Bases 116 to 559 code for a protein of 147 amino acids. NCBI's taxonomy places the organism in Eukaryota, Metazoa, Chordata, Actinopteri, Syngnathiformes, Syngnathidae. The transcript has 4 exons. The record is from RefSeq and is a predicted model, not a curated record.
CAAAGAAUUAAGAAGAAGAAGAAGAGACUCGCUUGUUUGCGGAAGUGUCAUUAUUAACGCGAAGCUCGUUGAAUUUUAGUUAUGAAUCUUAUUUUCUAGUCCUGUCGUAAAAGAAAUGGACCAUCCAUCACACACUGGGGCAGUGGUAGGAGGAAGGUCCAUGAUACAUCGUAAUGGCUUUAAACCUUUGACAGUGGUGGCGAUGUCUGGAGUUUUCUCUGCUGUAGUUGUAGUUGCUGCUGGUGUUUUCUGCGCCGUUCUUGAUCCUAUACUUCAAGAGCUGCGAGGAUGCAGAGUCAAGGAAGAGAAUGGUUCAGAAGUGAGGAUGUUGGGUUUCUGGAGUAUCCUGGUUCUCUCGCUCUUAGCAGGAAUCGCUUGCUGCGUCUUCUCAUGGACUCUGACCUAUUUCAACUCUUACAAACCAGGCCUGCUGCCACCAACAUUACUAACACUGUGCAGAUCCAGAGAUCAACACAACAGAGAUUUCCUUUUGGAUUACGGUGUUGCCCUCCUUAACGGCGCCAUGGCAACGCUUACCGUCAUCUGGAGCCUGACCUAACUUUGUCCCAUACAUUUGUCCAUCAGUUUUUCAGCAAUGAACUAUACAAUUUUGUAGAAUUAUUUUUUCAUCCAUGUCAAAAUUUGAAUACAAUGAUAAAACAAA